CCCUCCCUCUAAAACCACUCUGUGUGGGGAACAUGAGAGCCAGACCAAAGCUCAGAGGAACCCACCUGGACCUCCACCCAGCUGUGUGUCCUUAAAGAGCAGCGACUCUAAAGAUCACUACGUUGAUUUUAAAGCCCAGCCAGAGUCUGCUGCAGAGAGAGUUAACGAGGAGAGCCCAGAGAUUCCCAGUGGGCAGGCCUGCCAGCAGCAUCAAGUAGAUCUUGACCCUAUAUUUAUGCUCCUGCAGAACAACAUCAUCACUUUCGUGAGGAACGAACUGGAGAGGAUCCAGAAAGCUUUAAGCUCAUGUGACUCAGAAUACUUGGAAUGUCAAGGGGGUUGUACGGAACUGUUGGAAGGUGAGGAUGAAGUGCAGAGGAAGAGCACCAGAGAGGCAUUUAUGAAGAUCACGCUACACUUCUUAAGAAGCAUGAAGCAGGAGAAGCUGGCAGACCAUCUACAGAGCAGAACUUCUAUUAGGGGCUUGUGUUGGAGUCAGCAUAAACUUAAGUCCAACCUGAAGAAGAAGUUCCAGUGUGUGUUUGAGGGGAUCGCUAAAGCAGGAAACCCAACCCUUCUGAAUCAGAUCUACACAGAGCUCUACAUCACAGAGGGAGGGACUGCAGAGGUCAAUGAUGAACAUGAGGUCAGACAGAUUGAAACAGCAUCUAGGAAACCAGACAGACCAGAAACAACAAUCAGACAAGAAGACAUCUUUAAAGCCUCACCUGGAAGAGAUAAACCAAUCCGAACAGUGCUGACAAAGGGAGUGGCUGGCAUUGGGAAAACAGUCUUAACACAGAAAUACACCCUGGACUGGGCUGAAGACAAAGCCAACCAGGACAUCCAGUUCAUAUUUCCAUUCACUUUCAGAGAGCUGAAUGUGCUGAAAGAGGAAAAGUUCAGCUUGGUGGAACUUGUUCAUCACUUCUUUACUGAAACCAAAGAAGCAGGAAUCUGCAGCUUUGAAGACUUCCAGGUUGUGUUCCUCUUUGAUGGUCUGGAUGAGUGUCGACUUCCUCUGGACUUCCAGAAAACUACAAUCCUAACUGACCCUAGAAAGUCCACCUCAGUGGAUGUCCUGCUGAUAAACCUCAUCAGGGGGAAACUGCUUCCCUCUGCUCACCUCUGGAUAACCACACGACCUGCAGCAGCCAAUCAGAUCCCCCCUGUAUGUAUUGACAUGGUGACAGAAAUUAGAGGGUUCACUGACCCACAGAAGGAGGAGUACUUCAGGAAGAAAUUAAGAGAUGAGGAGCUUGCCAGCAGGAUCAUCUCUCAUAUCAAGACAUCACGAAGCCUCCACAUCAUGUGCCACAUCCCAGUCUUCUGCUGGAUCACUGCCACAGUUCUGGAGGAUGCUUUUAAAACCAGAGAGGGAGGACAGCUGCCCAAGACCCUGACUGAGAUGUACAUCCACUUCCUGGUGGUUCAGGCCAAAGUGAAGAAGGUCAAGUAUGAUGGAGGAGCUGAGACAGAUCCACACUGGAGUCCAGAGAGCAGGAAGAUGAUUGAGUCUCUGGGGAAACUGGCUUUUGAUCAGCUGCAGAAAGGAAACCUGAUCUUCUAUGAAUCAGACCUGACAGAGUGUGGCAUCGAUAUCAGAGCAGCCUCAGUGUACUCAGGAGUGUUCACACAGAUCUUUAAGGAGGAGAGAGGACUGUACCAGGACAAGGUGUUCUGCUUCAUCCAUCUGAGUGUUCAGGAGUUUCUGGCUGCUCUUCAUGUCCAUCUGACCUUCAUCAACUCUGGAAUUAAUCUCCUGGAAGAACAAAAAACAACCUCCCAGAAGCCUGAGACAAAAGAAUUUGCAGAGAAAGACUUCUACCAGAGUGCUGUGAACAAGGCCUUACAGAGUUCAAAUGGACACCUGGACCUGUUCCUUCGCUUCCUCCUGGGUCUUUCACUGCAGACCAAUCAGACUCUCCUACGAGGCCUGCUGACACAGACAGGAAGUAGCUCGCAGACCAAUAAGGAAACAGUGCAGUACAUCAAGGAGAAGCUUAAUGAGAAUCUGUCUGUAGAGAAAAGCAUCAAUCUGUUCCACUGUCUGAAUGAACUGAAUGAUCGUUCUCUAGUGGAGGAGAUCCAACAGUCCCUGAGAUCAGGAAGUCUCUCCACAGAUAAACUGUCUCCUGCUCAGUGGUCAGCUCUGGUCUUCAUCUUACUGUCAUCAGAAAAACAUCUGGAUGUGUUUGACCUGAAGAAAUACUCUGCUUCAGAGGAGGCUCUUCUGAGGCUGUUGCCAGUGGUCAAAGCCUCCAACGAAGCUCUAUUGUCUGGCUGUAACCUUUCAGAGAGAAGCUGUGAAGCGCUGUCCUCAGUUUUCAGCUCACUGAAAAAGCUCGACCUAAGUAACAACAACCUGCGUGACUCAGGAGUUAACCUUCUGUCUUUUGGACUAAAGAGUCCAAACUGUACACUGGAAUCUCUCAGGCUGUCAGGCUGUCUGAUCAGAGAUGAAGGCUGUACUUCUCUGGCCUCAUCACUGAGUUCCAACCCCUCCCAUCUGAGAGAGCUGGACCUGAGCUACAAUCAUCCAGGAGGCUCAGGAAUGGAGCUGUUGUCGGCUGGACUGAAGGAUCCACGCUGGAGACUGGACACUCUCAGGGUGGAGCCUGCUGGAGUCCGAUGGUUGACACCAGGUCUGAGGAAGUAUUUCUGUCAACUCACAAUCGACACAAACACAGUUCACACAAACCUCCAACUGUCUGAUGACAACAACAAGGUCACACAUGUGAAGGACAUUCAGUCAUAUCCUGAUCAUCCAGACAGAUUUGAUGUUUAUGAACAACUGCUGUGUAGAAAUGGUCUGACUGGUCGCUGUUACUGGGAGGUCGAGUGGAGAGGAGGGGUUUAUAUAUCAGUGAGUUACAGAAGAAUCAGAAGGAAAGGAAGCAGUGUUGACUGUUUGUUUGGACGGAAUGAUCAUUCCUGGAGUCUGCUCUGUUCUGAUGGUGGUCCUUGUUCUGCCAGGCACAAUAACAGAGAAACAUCCUCCUCCUCCUCUUCAUCCUGUGUCUCUAACAGAGCAGCAGUGUAUGUGGACUGUCCUGCUGGCACUCUGUCCUUCUACAGAGUCUCCUCUGACACUCUGAUCCACCUCCACACCUUCAACACCACAUUCACUGAAACUCUUUAUCCUGGGUUUUAUUUUUUUCCUGGUUCAUCAGUGUCCCUGUGCUGAGUUGACUGUAAAGAGUGCCCUCCUGUUACAGAAAAGCUCUGACUGUUGAACAGAUGGUUCAGUCUGUAUAUGUCCGUCUCUUUCACUCGGAAAUACGUUUUAGGAUUCAUGGAUUCACUCAGUUGAUGUUGUAAAUGAUUCGUUGUAAACGUCUUCCUCUUCAGUCCUUUAAAGAUUGAAGCUAUCAUUAUUUAGGAUCCACAUGUUGUUUUUCUAUCUUUUUCCACCCAAAGCAUGACAUUUGCAAUGUCACUAAUGCUCUAGUUGUUUUAGUCAUUUUUGGAACCAGGACAGGAAGGAAGGUCUUCACAGAGAAGAUAACAACAGUUUUUGAGGAGAGAUUUGGGAGUUUCCAAGGUACACCUAAAUUUAGCACAACACAGCAACUGCACUACAUCUUUUCUGUAGGAAAGAUGUUCCUAAAUAGAUUUCAAGUCUGAACUGAAUUGAAUAAAUUCAAUGUAUUUGCUGCA
This is a messenger RNA of Oreochromis aureus, 3660 nucleotides long. RefSeq names its product NLR family CARD domain-containing protein 3-like. NCBI's taxonomy places the organism in Eukaryota, Metazoa, Chordata, Actinopteri, Cichliformes, Cichlidae. Bases 236 to 3187 code for a protein of 983 amino acids. The transcript is spliced from 9 exons. Gene Ontology annotation, molecular function: protein binding. The record is from RefSeq and is a predicted model, not a curated record.